CUCGACACCAACUAACAAAGAUGGUCCGGAGUUUCGAUUGGAAGUUGGCAGCAUCCUGCUCGACCACUAUUAUAGCCUUGGCUUAUGCAUAUCUAAAGCACAGACAGUCCCAGACCGUGCGCCUUCCGCCAAGAUCCAAGGGCAUCGCCUCGUUGAUUGGAAACACGCCGCUUGUAUUGAUAGAGUCCUUAUCUGAGCUCACCGGAUGCGAAGUGUAUGCUAAACUCGAGCUCUGUAAUCCUGCAGGCUCCGCUAAGGAUAGAGUGGCCUUGGAAAUCCUCACACAGAGCGAAGCUAACGGGGAGAUCACGCCUAACAAGCGCGGGGGCACCAAGGAUGUGGUGUUCGAAGGCACCUCGGGUUCGACGGGGAUCUCUUUCGCCACAUUGUGUAACGCGUUAGGCUAUGUGUGCCACAUCUGUUUGCCCGACGACACUUCUUUGGAAAAGCUCUCGUUGUUGGAGACGCUCGGGGCAGAGAUUGAGGCGGUGAAGCCGGCCUCCAUUGUGGACCCAAACCAGUACGUGAAUGCGGCCAAAAACGGCUCCAAAAGGUUCAACAACGACGCGAAUAACGCGCGCAAGAGUAUAUUUGCGGACCAGUUUGAAAAUGACAACAACUGGCGCGUGCACUACAAGACCACCGGUCCAGAAAUCUGGACGCAGAUGGGGGGCGACAUGGACUAUUUCGUCACCGGGUCGGGCACCGGGGGCACCAUUUCUGGGGUCACUAAGUAUCUCAAGGAACAAGACCCAAGCAUCAGUGUCGUUCUCGCAGACCCCCAGGGCAGCGGCUUGUGCAACCGGGUUAACCACGGCGUGAUGUACGACUCGGUAGAGCGCGAAGGCACCAGAAGGCGGCACCAGGUGGACACCAUAAUCGAGGGCAUCGGUUUGAACCGGGUCACUUGGAACUUCCAACAGAGCGAGCACUUGAUAGAUGCGGGAAUCAGAGUCACGGAUGCGCAGGCAUUGCGCAUGGCAAAGUUUCUCAUGUUGAACGACGGCUGGUUCUGGGGCUCCAGUGCCGCCAUCAACUGCGUCGCCGCUGUGAAGAUUGCGCUCCAACACAAGGGUUCGGGCAAGAAAAUUGUGGUUGUAGCUUGUGAUUCGGGAAACAGGCAUUUGAGCAAGUUCUGGAAGGAGGCGAACAAGUUGCCCAUUUGCCAGACCCUCGAGGAGGUUAUUGCAUAAUGUGACCAGGAGGAUAAGUUGAGAAAGAGUAACUAGCUCAGAAUGGUAAGCACUUGAGAAGUUGAGGUUUGACCUACAACGCAAAUAUAUCAGUUAUUGAAGCCAC
Molecule: messenger RNA, 1299 nt
Organism: Babjeviella inositovora NRRL Y-12698
Lineage: Eukaryota; Fungi; Ascomycota; Pichiomycetes; Serinales
Product: putative cysteine synthase
Exons: 1
Coding region: 21-1193 (390 amino acids)
Cellular component (GO): cytoplasm
Molecular function (GO): cysteine synthase activity
Source: RefSeq, a predicted model, not a curated record